Molecule: messenger RNA, 2175 nt
Organism: Rubroshorea leprosula
Lineage: Eukaryota; Viridiplantae; Streptophyta; Magnoliopsida; Malvales; Dipterocarpaceae
Source: the annotation of a GenBank genome assembly
GGAACGGCGAUUUCAAUGUCUCUCCUCCUCCGUUCCAUAAAAUUGGAAAACAAUGAGACUUCCUUCCAACGCUGCUAUAAAGCUCAAGGCGCCGCUUCUGCUACAUCGAUUCCUCUCCCUCCCGUCGCCCGCCACCGUCAAUACCGCCGUCGAAUUUCGAAACGUCUUGUGCCCCGCAAGGAGGAUUCUAACCCUCGCCGGAACCAGAGCGCUGCCGUUUCUGCAUUGCAGAGCGAUGGCCACCGCUUGUGAAGUGGAGCCUCUGGUGGUCCCGGUGAAAGAGCAGAUUGAACUGACUGAGACGGAGAAGAAGAUUUUCGAUAGGCUUCUCGGCACUCUGCGCCACUUCAAUCUCCAAACGCAGCUUCGUGUUGCCGGUGGCUGGGUCCGCGAUAAGCUUCUUGGCAAAGAUUGUUACGAUAUUGAUAUUGCACUUGACAAUAUGUUGGGCAGUGAAUUUGCUGAUAAGGUCAAGGAAUACUUGGAAUCUACAGGGGAAGAGGCACAAGGAGUGGCUGUAAUUCCAAGUAAUCCUGAGCAAUCCAAACACUUAGAAACAGCAAGGAUGCGUCUUUUAGAUUUAUGGAUUGAUUUUGUGAACUUAAGGUGUGAAGACUAUAGUGAGAAUAGCCGAAUCCCCACAAUGAAAUUUGGCACAGCAGAGGAGGAUGCAUAUCGAAGGGACUUAACCAUAAAUAGCUUGUUCUACAAUAUCAAUACUGGCUCAGUUGAAGAUUUUACCAAAAGAGGGAUUGCAGAUCUAAAAUCUGGAAAGAUAGUUACUCCAUUACCUCCAAAGGCUACAUUUCUGGAUGAUCCCCUACGAGUUCUUCGAGCUAUUCGCUUUGGUGCAAGGUUUGGUUUCACACUUGAUGAAGAAUUAAAGAAAGCAGCUGCUUGGGAUGAUGUGAAGACAGCUCUUGCAGCUAAGAUUAGCAGAGAACGCAUUGGAACUGAGAUUGAUCUCAUGAUCUCUGGCAAUCAGCCCAUUAAUGCAAUGGCCAAUAUUUGUGAUUCGACAUUAUUUUGGAUUGUCUUCGAUCUUCCUCCUGAAUUUGAGCCUGCAUUACCAGAAGAGCAUCAUAGGCUUUGCAUUGCUUACGUGGAUGCUGCAUGGAAUCUUAUUAAACUAAUUGGAUGCUCCAACUUCAAUGAUGAGCAAAGAAGGCUUGCUUUGUAUGCUGCUUUAUUCCUUCCACUCAAGAAUACAACUUACAAGGAUCGCAAAGCUAAAAGGAUUCCUGUUGUCAACCACAUUUUGAGGGAUUCUCUUAAGCGAAAAGCAAGUGAUGCUGAAACAGUUAUUAGCAUUCAUAAUGCAUUGGAGAAAUUCUUAUCCUUGAUUCCAGCUCUUGUGUCUAAUGACGAUGCCCACCUCACCGAAUUGGAAUGGGGAAGAGAAUUUAUUGAUGUCCCUGGUACUUCAAAAUUGCGUGUAUUAACAGGGUUUCUGCUCAGAGAAAUUAAAGAUUUCUGGCAAGUUGCCUUGUUGAUGUCUACCUUGCUAUACCCUGCUGAGACUGAUUAUACUCAAGAUAUGCUAAACAAGAACUUUGAACUGGACAAGAGGAGAGAUUUGUUUGUGACAGUUGAGAAUGCCAUUGUUGUUAAACUAGGUCUGGAGAAUGUUUGGGAUUUAAAACCAUUAGUCAACGGGAAAGAUAUAAUGAAUGUUUUGCAGCUUAAAACUGGAGGACCACUUGUUAAGGAAUGGCAACAAAAACUGCUUGCUUGGCAGUUGGGUCAUCCCUCUGGUACCACAGAGCAAUGUCUGGACUGGAUGAGAGAAACCCAUUCAAAACGCAUAAAGAGGGAGUAACUGUUUCCUCAGCCACCUUCUUUCUGCUUUAGGCCAAGAGUUCCUGGAAGAACAAGCAUGUGUAUUCCCCCUAUAGUAAUUCUUUUGGAUGUUUCAGAACAAGGUUAGCAUCCAAGCACUGGCAGCAUCCUCGAACUUGAGCAUUUCUAACUUCCGAACAUUGGAGAACACUAAAAUGCUUCACAGUGAGCAGAAGUAACCAUGAGAAAUUUUGUUCCCAUACUUGCUACUUGUACCAGCGGAUAAACUUACACUAGAUGUCAAGCUAAUAUCUGUAAAACAGUUCAUAAUUAGUUACAUUUUAUCACCUAAUAGUUGGACCGUAAAAUCAGUUGAUAUAAACAUGUGUAUCUUAU